Synchiropus splendidus (mandarinfish) is the source of this 1640-nucleotide messenger RNA. RefSeq names its product phospholipase B1, membrane-associated. Gene Ontology annotation, molecular function: retinyl-palmitate esterase activity; phosphatidylcholine lysophospholipase A1 activity; A2-type glycerophospholipase activity. Gene Ontology annotation, cellular component: brush border membrane. The transcript is spliced from 15 exons. NCBI's taxonomy places the organism in Eukaryota, Metazoa, Chordata, Actinopteri, Syngnathiformes, Callionymidae. Bases 1 to 1026 code for a protein of 341 amino acids. The record is from RefSeq and is a predicted model, not a curated record. Gene Ontology annotation, biological process: phospholipid metabolic process.
AUGGAGUGGCUUUGGAUCGCCGUGGCAACAUGUGUGCUGGUGCCCUGCUCUGUGAAAGGGAACGACUGGUGGUGGAAGUAUGAGGAGGGGACACGGCACUACAGCAAGGAAGCCCUCCAUCAGGAGUUUCCAGAGAAAACUCGACCCGUGAGCUUCAAACACCCCCUGUUUCAAUGUCCGGACAUGAGCCCGUCUCCUUCCAUCCCCACCUCAGUUGAAUUUGUGAAAGCGGCUGACAUCAAAGUCAUCGCGGCUCUGGGAGAUUCUCUGACAACAGCUAUUGGCGCCAAUGCCACCACAGUGCUCGGGAUCCCCAUUGAGUUCCGCCACGUUUCCUGGAGCAUCGGGGGCUACGGGUCGUUCCAAGACGUGAUCACCUUGGCAAAUAUCGUCAAACUCUUCAAUCCCAAGCUUCUGGGCGCCGCACCGGGGAAGACCAUCCACGGCCUGCAGGGGGAUCUCAGAGAGACCGGCUUCAAUCUGGCCGUGACCGGACACAACACCUUCAACCUCCCCAGUCAGACGAGGCAUUUGAUCGACACGCUUCAAGCUCACAAGGGUCUCAACUUCCGCGAGGACUGGAAGCUUCUGACCAUCAUGAUGGGCAUGAACGACAUCUGCGAUUACUGCAAGGACAAGACUCUUUUCUCGGCGGACAACUUCAUCCACUACAUGGCGGCGUCUCUAGAAAUGCUCAUGAGCGAGGUGCCUCGGAUGAUUGUGAACGUGGUUCAGAUUCUGCCCAUGCAGACUCUGAGGGAGGUGCAGAAGCCCACGCCGGGCUGUCUGCUGCAGAGGUCCUUCUGCUCGUGUCUGAUCGAGCCGGCCGCCAAAUCUCCAGAGCUCCAGGAGCUUGUCAACAUAAACCUCGAGUUCCAGGUGAAGUUUAAGUUUUUUAAAAAAGGACACAUUUAUUGCCAUAUUCAGCGUCAGUUUCUGCUCCUCCUCAGAGAAGACUGGAGCAGCUGCUGGACACCGGGCGCUUCUUCAGCGACGACUUUGCCGUCAUUCUCCAGCCUUUUCUGAAACUGGCCGACCCCCCUCGGCUCCCGAGCGGGAAGAUCGACAUGAGUUUCUUCACUCACGACUGCUUCCACUUCACCAUCAAAGGUCACGAGGAGCUCGCCAAAGGACUGUGGAACAACAUGUUUCAGCCGAAGGGAGCCAAGUUCAUUGUGAACAGCUUUUCUGAGCCCAUCGGUCUCAUCUGUCCCCCUGUGGAGCACCCGUACAUCUUCACACGCUCCGGCCAUCCUCCUCCACACGCUCCACUCCAGACCUUAUCACAGACCGUCUUCCUUCUCCUUCUCUGGAUCUCGGUUUGAUAAGUCAGUCUUCAUGGCGAUGGUGGAAAUCAUUUCCUGGAUAUGAUGAAGUCAAACCAUGAUGAAACCAACACAACUGUAUCUUAAGAUAAUUAUUUUACCGCAAAUAUAUUAUUUUUUUUCCCUUUUUUAUUCUUCUGAGUUGAGCUGUAUUGAAUAAAUAUUUGGUAUUAUAGUUUUUAUUAUGACUAUGACCAAAAAGGAGGACGCAUAUCUGUGUAUUGAAAGGUAGAUAUCCCUUUAUUUGUCUCACAUUGUGAAUUAAAAUGAAGUUCAGAAGGGCCAUGCUGGAAUGGCAAACAAUAAUGGGUUCAC